GCGUGGGAGUGUGUGGGGAUUGUAAGGAGGAUAAUAACACGUGGAAAAAGGCAAAUUAAAAAAUAAAAAGCCGGGCCCCAACUCCUCACCACCCGGCAAGUCUUAACUCGCGAAGCUGGGGAGGCGUCAGAAGCGCGCUUCCCGGCUCGCGCCUCCCGCCCCAGGGGCUUAAAUCAGUAGAGGCGGGAAGGGGCGGGGCCGGGGGCGGGGCCUAAAGCGGCGAGUGCGGCGGCCGCCACGACCCAGACAUCUGGGAGUGUUGUUGUUCACUCGCGGCGGGACCUCCUCAGUCCGUUUGCCCAGAGAGACCAGGACCUGGCCUAGUGGGGGAGUCAGCAGGCACGUCCCCCACUCUCCUGCUUCCCCGAAGCCGCGGCAGGAGCUGGUACAAACGCCCUGCGGUUGGUCUCCGAUGCCCUUCAGUGAGGAGGGGGCGUCGGGACCCUGGUGAGCGCACGUCUAGCCCCUCCGGCCCUGUGUCUUCGCCCGCCCCCCAGGCUCGCACACCGCAUUCUGGCUGCCAUGGCUGAAAACGCAGAGGGGGACCUGAACUCCAAUGUGCUCCACGCCCCCUACCACACCGGAGACCCUCAGCUAGACACCGCCAUCGGGCAGUGGCUCCGUUGGGACAAGAAUCCCAAAACAAAAGAACAAAUUGAAAAUCUGUUACGGAAUGGGAUGAACAAGGAGCUGCGAGAUCGUCUUUGUUGCCGAAUGACUUUUGGGACUGCAGGACUUCGUUCUGCAAUGGGGGCAGGAUUUUGCUAUAUUAAUGACCUUACAGUAAUACAGUCAACACAGCCAUAUGCAGUCCAGGAGCUCAAAGCAGUUGCAGGUGUAAUGAUUACUGCAUCUCACAACCGCAAAGAAGACAAUGGAUACAAGGUUUAUUGGGAAAAUGGUGCUCAGAUCACAUCUCCUCAUGAUAAAGAAAUUCUGAAAUGUAUAGAAGAGUGUGUGGAACCCUGGAAUGGUUCCUGGAAUGAUAAUUUAGUGAAUACCAGCCCACUGAAGAGAGAUCCUCUGCAGGACAUUUGUAGAAGAUACAUGGAAGAUCUGCAAAAGAUCUGUUUUCACAGGGAAUUAAACUCAAAGACCACCUUGAAGUUUGUACAUACAUCUUUUCAUGGAGUUGGACAUGACUAUGUGCAGUUGGCUUUUCAAGUAUUUGGUUUUAAGCCUCCAAUUCCAGUACCAGAACAAAAAGAUCCUGAUCCAGACUUUUCUACUGUUAAAUGCCCGAAUCCUGAAGAAGGAGAAUCUGUGCUGGAAUUAUCUUUGAGACUGGCAGAGAAAGAAAGUGCCCGGAUAGUACUAGCCACAGAUCCUGAUGCAGACCGACUGGCAGUGGCAGAACUUCAGGAGAAUGGUGAUUGGAAAGUUUUCACAGGGAAUGAGUUGGCAGCUUUAUUUGGGUGGUGGAUGUUUGAUUGCUGGAAGAAAAAUAAAUCAAAAAACGCUGAUGUGAAGGAUGUUUAUAUGUUAGCCACCACAGUCUCCUCCAAAAUUUUGAAGGCAAUUGCUCUUAAAGAAGGAUUUCAUUUUGAAGAAACAUUACCAGGUUUUAAAUGGAUUGGAAGUAGGAUAAAAGACCUCCUGGAAGAUGGGAAAGAAGUUCUUUUUUCAUUUGAAGAGUCUAUUGGUUUUCUGUGUGGAACUUCAGUUUUGGAUAAAGAUGGGGUGAGUGCAGCCGCCGUUGUUGCCGAGAUGGCAUCUUACUUGGAAACCAUGGAUAUAACGUUGAAACAACAACUGAUUAAGGUUUAUGAAAAAUAUGGUUAUCAUAUUUCAAAAACUUCAUAUUUCUUGUGUUAUGAUCCAACUACCAUCAAAAGUAUAUUUGAAAGGCUUCGCAAUUUUGAUUCUCCAAAAGAGUACCCCAAAUUUUGUGGGACAUUUCCUAUACUGCAUGUACGAGAUGUUACCACUGGAUAUGACAGCAGCCAGCCUAAUAAGAAAUCAGUGCUGCCUAUGAGUAAAAACAGCCAAAUGAUUACAUUUACUUUUCAAAACGGCUGUGUUGCUACUCUUCGGACAAGUGGGACAGAACCAAAGAUAAAGUAUUAUACAGAGAUGUGUGCAUCACCUGAGCAGAGUGACACUGCCUUACUAGAAGAGGAAUUGAAGAAACUCAUUGAUGCUUUGAUUGAGCAUUUUCUUGAGCCCAGUAAGAAUGGCCUGACCUGGCGUUCUGUUUAGUGUACACCAGCACACUCAUUAAUUUUCCCUGGCAUAUGGAACAGAACAACCAAGAACUCCACACAUUGAACUUGUGUUAGCAUUCUCUCUCUGUCUCAUCUGGCCGAGUCUGUUUGGUUUUAUUUUCUUUUAGGUUGCUGACUAAACAAACUGUAUAAAUUUGAAAUGAAAUGGUCUGGAGAGAAAUGUUUCAAAUUUGUUCAUAAUCUUGAACAAAAGUCAUUACAUUAAAAGUAUUAUGGUAAUACAUCAUUCUUCCUCCAACAGAAACAAAACAAUACUGAUGUGAGUUUUCUUAGGAAAGUGUGAUUAAGCUUAUUUAGUUCCAUAUUCUUGUAAUUGUGUGUUGCAUGGUUUUUUUUUUUAGAGAGAUAAAUGUAGAAUUAGUUAAGGAAAUUAAUCUAUAAAAUUGGCACUGCUCCCAGAAAACUGUGGAAAAGUAUCAUAGUUAUAUCUAACUUACAAAUUAGAGUAUUUGAAGUAGGGUAUUUAACAUUUCUAGUGUAGAACAGAUGUUACAAUAUAUGGUUUCAGCACCUCUGUUUCAGGUGCUCUUGGUGCAGUGUAAAGUUAUUGUAUUUAGUUUAAGUCCUGAUAUUUACUGAACAUAAAACAAUAGUGGCAACACUCCUAGUGGCUUGGUUUUUGUCAAAUUUCUCAGUGCCUUCUCAGGGUAUGGUUUGAAUUGAAAUAGUGUUCUUGCAUUGAAUGUAAUUUAUCAUUUAAUUUGCAAAUAGUUUCCCUUCCACAUCAAAUAGGUUUGUUGAUUUUAAAAUCUUACGUAUGUGCACCAAAAUCUUAAAAGCAGGGUCAGUGUGCCUGUAGUUAAGGAUAUUCAUAUUAGAAUUGUGUCAGUUUUCACAGCCUUCAAAGAAAACAUCUGAACUGAGAUAGGAGCUGUGAAUUUAUUUAAAAGUAGAACUUUUAAAUUACAUUUUUAUAUUUCUUUAUCACAUGAAAUAAUGCUAAUUUUACUAAGAAAUAAAACAUCCAGAUUUAAGAUAUUAUGCAACACUAAAACUACAUGUUUUAAAACUAAAGUCCAGUUUAUCUUAACAUCUUGCUGACUUCUGUGGAAUUUCUGAUCACAAGAGUACUAUUUAUCUUUUUCAGUGUGGAAAAAAUUUUUGGAAAAUCGAUUUUGCUUGAUUCUGUAGUCUUCUUAAAAAAAAAAGGUUAAUAGAGAAGCACUGUUUAAUCUUCUUAAAGCAUACCCUGCCCUAUAGCUAACAGAGUACUUAAACAUAUGUGGUGAACAGUUAAGAGAUAACAACAGCAAGGCCUUAGAUGUACGUAAUCAUACUAAACAAAUUGCCUACGAGAGGUAACUAGUAUUAGAGAAUUUAUUUCCUAAAUAAUAAUAAUAAUAUAAAAUUUGAGCUGACUAGAAUAUUUAUUAAAUCAUAGUUUGGCUUACUGCAGCUAUUGGCUAACAUUUGGUUAAACCCAGAUAAUCUGAAUAUAAUUUUCAAAUUAUUGUAUUGCCACUAUUGUUAAUUUGUUCCUUCCUUGCUUUCUUAUUGCUAAAUCUUGUAUGACUAUACAUAAUAUGCAGCUAAAUGUAGAGAACCAUAUUUCUGAUUGAGUUUGUUUUCAAAGGCUUUGCACUGAAAAAGAAAUGUGUAGAUUGUUUUUCUUUAUUUGCUUUUAGGAAUGUAGACUGUAAUUUAGGAAAUGACCUAUAUUCUACAAAGUGGUAUGAACAAUGCUUAUAUAUAUGAAAAAUAUGUAUAUUCGGUUUUAGUAUCUGUGUUUCAGUGACUGAAGAACAAAGUGGAGCUAAAAUGAUACAAUAGCUGACUCAUAAUCACUAAAGCCAUGUCAUACUGUCAUUCUAUUAUAAAGAGAACAGUUUUUAGUGCUUUAAUAUAAAGCAGCACUUAGGUCAUGUUAAUCACAGAGAAAAGUCAUUAAGGUUUGGAUUCUUAUCUCAAAAAUUUUAAAAUCCCAAGUUAAAAUUAACAAAACUUUACAGAUGUUCCUAAAGUGUAUAUAAGAGAAUUCUUUGAUUCUAGCCAAGCUCUUGAGUCUGUCUGAGCAUAUUUAACAAGAACUUGACACAGUGGGUGUACGCUUGCCUAGCAGGGUAAAUUUAGUAGCCCACACCAUCCAGGAGAAACAGAAGUGCUGACCAGUAGAUCUCAGCCUUAGACUCUACACUGUUUAUCUUUUUCUUUAUGAAUAAUAUCAUGGAAAUGAAUGCAUUCUCUUUCAGUGUGUAGAUCAAAACUGGGAUUUUCUAGAGAGGUGGACAUAGUUCAGUGGUAGACUGCAUGCUUAGCAUGCAUAAGGUCCUGGGUUCAAUCCCCAUACCUCCAUGAAAAAAAAUUUUUUUUAAACUGGGAUUUUCUAGAACUUUGGGAAAAGGAAAGAAUUAGUAGGGCAAGAUCAAAGCAUAUAUUGGAAAUAAACAGAAUAAACAGUAGAAAUAAACAAACAAUAGAAAGGUCAGUACAGCAGCACAAGGCAUGCUUCGUGUGAAGGGCAAACUUAACACCCAAAAGUAGGGAAUGGACUGGCUGUGGGCAAGUUGUUUACUUUUGUUUAUGUGUUAUUAUGAUGAACAGAUAGUGAUGAUUUAUUAGUGACCACUAAAAAGAGGCCAAGGAGGCCUUUGAGGAGGUGAGAAAAAGUACCCCCUUACUGAUUUAGUUCCUGCUAGGAUGCUGUGUUUUAGGAUCCAGUGGGAACAGGGGAGAGGAGAAUAUAGCAGAACUAAAAAGGAAUAAAAUGUAGAUUGGAAAAUAAGACUGCUGAAAGAAAGUUCAAAGGAUUAAGAUCAUUUAACUCUGGAGGGGAGAAAGCUAUUGAGAUAGUUUAAUAAGUCUUGAGUUAUUAAUCUUUUAUUGAAGGACUCAAAGUAAGAAGUAAUAUGACAAACUGUUCUCCAACGAGGACAGAAUAAGAGGUAAUAGAGACUUUUUAAAAAAAAUUAAAUUAAAAAAUUUAAUAUUAAGGGAUAUACUAAAUGGCUUUUCAAGUUUCCUUCCAAUACUUUUUUUUUUUAAUCUCAGGUUGGAACAAAGAUGAUAUCAUAAAGAGCACUGAAAGUAACAUUUAAGUUUCACUCCAUGUCUAGAAGCGUUUAGCUCACAAGACAGUUCUUGUAUAUAUUGAGUAGUAGAUGCGUGAAUGCAGCCUUUAUUCACUGUAUAAAGACCUGCUCAAUUUAAUCUGGCAAACUAAGUGACACUUGAACACAGUUUUGUUUAUCGUGAAGAAUGUAUACUAUUAUAGGAUAUUUGAGGAUUUUGUUUUAAAUAUAAAUUAUUGUUAUUUGGAUAUCAUAACUUCAGCUGACAGAAAGAUUCUAAGAGGUUGGAUGCUUUGGAAUAUCUUUACAUAGAGAAUAGACCUCCCAUUUCUUAAGCACGUUGCUUCUGGAAUUGAUGCAACAAAGGUAUUAGCUGGAGUUUAAUGGAGAAAUUGUUCUACGAACUGCUGCUAUUGGUAUUUCUCUCACCAUGUUUUCCACUGAUGUUUGUGAUGCUUGAAAAAUCCAAAUUCUGCUUGGAUAAAUUUGUUUUAUGCCUUUUUCUCUCUACCUCCCUCUUUCCCUAGGUGCCCUUCUACAUUUUGUUACUGUGAAAAGCUAUUGCCCUAUUACCUCACUGAUAAGAAAUCUUAACUGUAUUCAUUCAGAAUGCUUUAAACUUAUUCCUAAGCUGUUUUGUUUAUGGACUUUUGGUUAUUUUGUUUUUACUGUGAGAAUAUUUAAGACAUUGUAAGAAGUAAUUUUAAAUCUGUUGCAUAAACUUUUUUCAGUCUGUCCGGAUAUUGCUAUAUAUUAACUUAUUAUGGCCUUUUACAAUUCACUUGUUUUCUGAGAUCACUCUAGAAACUGAUGAAGAAAGAGUCAUGCUAACCAAAAGGAAUGGUCAAUUGAUCUAGCAUUUUAUUUCAGAUUUUCUUGUACUUUGGGCAUCCAAAGCACAAGAUCUGAGGAAAUCCUUUUUCACAUCUGUCCCUCAAAGCAUUUUGCCGUAAGAAGUCUAAGUGGAAAGAAGAGAUUCUUUCAUUGUCUGACUCUUUACACAAACUGACAAAAACAAAGUUAUUGUUUACCAUUGGUUACUUGAAAGUAUUCACCAUACUGUUACAUUCAUUAGGAUAUCUCUUCUCUCGGUUAAUUCAAGACUGUGUACCUAAAAAAGAGAACAUACAAAAAUGAGUAAAGUGACCAAGAUAAGGGCAAAGUGACAUAUCUAAAGUUUGCUUCUCGAAUGUUUCCACCAGCAUAAUCCUAAAGCAGAGGAGCAGGAAUGUUUGGGGGAAGGGGCCUCAGAGCAAAAUCAAAAGCAGCCUGCCACUCGUGAAAUUUCCUGUCCUGUCUUAAAAAUGUAAGUGAAUUUUGCGUUCUCCAUAAUAAAACUGUUUUAAUAUAAAAAUGCUUCCUUCAGUCUUCAUGGAAACUAGUGCUGCCAGAAAGAGGCACCGUGUUUAUCACGUGGGCUCUCAGUUUUCUCCCCGAGCACCCCCCCAAAAGUUGCUGCGUAUCCCUAGGGGUAUACACACUGACCGAUCCUAGUGUGAGAAAUAUAAGCAUAGAACAUAUCUAGGACUUUUCUCUGUCCUUUAGAAUCUGACCUUUGAAAGUACUAAUGCCAAAUUAAAGCGACCUGAAUCAGUUAUGUUACCACCAAACCUUGUAAUAUAAUCGGAUGUGUUGGCCAGUUUUGCUCUCUUUAAUUCAUUGGCAUCCCUUAACUAAUAAUAAGCACCCUACUGUCAGUUCCGUGAGAGCAGGGAUCAUGGUUUAUUAUUUUUUAUAUCCACAGCACCUAGUGUGGUACGUGUUAUAGAGUGCUUAGUUGGUGAUGAGAGGAAUUAUGGGAUUUUAUUUUAAGGAAGUAAAUAGUUUAAGAAACAAUCAAAAAAGGUUAAUUUUCUGAUUCAGCUUUUAAAAAAAUAAUUCUCAGUACUGAAAUUUGUAAUUAGUAAUGUUAAUUAAGCACACACACCCAUAAAUACUCUGUUCCUUUGGGGAGAGCAGAGCAUGUUCCUAUUUGGAAAUUGUAUGAAAUGCCUAGUAUUUUACACUCAAAGCAAGAUGUUGGCCAAGAUGGCUAAGAAAGUAUCUCUAGACUUAAUAUCACUAAUAUUAGUGCCAUUAUGAGCCUACUAGUGCUGUCUUCCAAGUGAGUCACAACUAAUUUGAUGCUAUUUGGUAUAUUUUUGUCCAGUAUUAUGAUUCAUCACGUAUCUUACAAGAGCCAGUCAAACAAGAGCUGUGUCUAUAUAUGAUGAGACCUUGUGUUAUAGGCUAAAAUAAACUCUUUGUAUACAUCAUUGAAUAUGCCAGAUAAAAAUAUAUGCAGUUAAGAAUUAUUUUUCUGUAUAGCAGUAGCUCACAAUUGUGCUCUUGUUUUAAUAGUUUCUGUCAGCAUCUUAUUUUUCCCUACAAAACCACCAAGGUGUAUCAUAAGUACUGCCUAUGAGAAUUUGCACUUUAGGUAUCUUGUGUGUGUGGUUUUCUUGUGGUUUUAGCCAAAUGAAGUGUUAUCAGUAAUAAACAGGUCUCUUCAUAGGCAA
Vicugna pacos (alpaca) is the source of this 7731-nucleotide messenger RNA. NCBI's taxonomy places the organism in Eukaryota, Metazoa, Chordata, Mammalia, Artiodactyla, Camelidae. The record is from RefSeq and is a predicted model, not a curated record.